Molecule: messenger RNA, 6087 nt
Organism: Acipenser ruthenus (sterlet)
Lineage: Eukaryota; Metazoa; Chordata; Actinopteri; Acipenseriformes; Acipenseridae
Product: ganglioside-induced differentiation-associated protein 1-like 1
Exons: 6
Coding region: 550-1650 (366 amino acids)
Source: RefSeq, a predicted model, not a curated record
GCUUCAGCUCUCUGGGUACCAUUUGUGUUCAGUGCAGGGUGGGAGAAAGGAAGUUGUCAUGGCAAUUGUGCUCUAUUUGUGUGUGCAUGUUUGUGGUAUCUCCAGAUACAGACUUAGUGGGUAGUCUAUGCAUUUAAUUUAUUUUUAUUUGCGCCCCCAUGACCGGUUAACUUGAACAGCUACCAGCUCUAAAGAUGAAGAACCAGCGUUGCGUGACCUUGUUCUCCGACCUACCAUGAUGCUGUUCUAAUGCUAUUCAGCGUAUCACUUUGCUGUGAUGUAGCACACAUACCACAUUAUAUUGAUCUAUAUGUAUAUUUUCCAUGACGUUUUAAGUUACCUUGUGCUCUUUUCACGGUGGUAUAACGUAAGGUUGUUGAACGUUGAGGACGUCAGCAGUACACACCGCCCUGUUUUUAAUUCCUGCCCUACUGCUUUCUUCUGUGUGGGGUGGUAAGAUCGCGCUGGUGUGCUGUAGUGAUGAUGCUUUGCUCGUGGUGCUGAGUUUUCUUCCUGCUCGCCCGCUUUCUCUCCCUGUAACACUCUGUCAUGGCGUCCUCCAAUAAUGUAACCCCCACUAACUGUAGCUGGUGGCCAAUUUCUGCCAUAGACGAAGACGGGAAAACCGCAGACGAGGAGGGAAGUCAAGAACCAGCAAUAGACUGCAAACCCAUUUCAAAAGACAGGCUCGUUUUGUAUCACUGGACGCAAUCUUUUAGCUCACAAAAGGUCCGUCUGGUUAUUAAUGAAAAGGGCUUGGUGUGUGAUGAGCGGGAUGUCAGCCUGCCUCUGACAGAGCACAAAGAGCCCUGGUUUAUGAGGCUCAAUCUGGGGGAAGAGGUACCGGUCUUCAUCCACGGCGACACCAUUGUCAGUGACUACAACCAGAUUAUUGAUUACUUAGAGAAAAACUUUGUGGGAGAGAAUGUGGCUCAGCUGAUACCUGAAUCUGGGACUCCUCUUUAUGCCAGAGUGCAGCAGUACCGAGAGCUUCUAGAUGGUUUGCCAAUGGACGCCUAUACCCACGGCUGCAUCCUUCAUCCAGAGCUAACCACCGACUCCAUGAUCCCAAAGUACGCCACCGCUGAAAUACGUAGACACUUGGCCAACGCUGCCUCAGAACUGAUGAAACUGGACCACGAGGAACCUCAGCUGACAGAGCCAUAUCUAUCAAAGCAGAAAAAACUCAUGGCCAAGAUUCUGGACCAUGACAAUGUGACCUACCUGAAGAAAAUCCUCAGUGAACUUGGGAUGGUGUUGGAUCAAGUGGAGGCUGAGCUGGAGAAGAGGAAGUUGGAAUAUGAAGGUCAGAAGUGUGAGCUGUGGCUGUGUGGACCUGAUUUCACCUUAGCUGAUAUCUCACUGGGGGCCACUUUACACCGCCUCAAAUUCCUGGGACUGUCAAAAAAAUACUGGGAGGAUGGAAGCCGGCCCAAUUUGCAAUCUUUCUUUGAGCGCGUUCUGAAACGCUUCGCCUUUCGGAAGGUCCUGGGAGACAUCCACACCACGCUUCUCUCUGCAGUUUUACCAAACGCAUUUCGAAUGGUAAAGAGAAAGCCCCCGUCAUUCUUUGGCGCCUCGUUUCUAAUGGGUUCCCUCGGCGGGAUGGGAUAUUUUGCCUAUUGGUAUUUAAAAAAGAAAUACAUGUAGGGAACACUUUGUGUUCUGUUUGGUGUCUGUGUACUGUGUGACGGUUUAGCCUAAUAACUGUAAUGAUGUUUGACUAAAAAAUGAAAAUUAAAUAAUAUUAAUACGUACCUGGGAACACAUACAUUCCAUGACACUGAAAUAUCAACAGCACAUUGUUAUCGGAAAAUACUUGCCUUAUAUUUAUUGUUGAUUUAUUUAUUUAUUGAUUUAUUUUUAUUUAGAUUUUAUCAUAUAAAUAAACAAAUGUUGUUUUUUCCGUUUUACUUUACGCAAUAUUUUUUCUGCAAGAUUAGUUUUUUAUUUCAUAGCUAUCUAAAAAGAAAUGCAAGAACAACUAGGUAUAAAGCAGCGAUGAAAUUGUUUAUAAUUAAAAAAAGAAGAAAAUGAGCCCUUACAGAAGGGUUGUGUUUUAACAGUCAGUGCUUGAAUGCUUUUGAGAUCUAACAGAAAAGGCUAGGUAUUAAGUUACUGAUAAUGUCACUGAUUUUGAAAAUGAUUCCUUGGUCACUUAGUCCUGGUGACAGUCAGCACGGUUUUUACCAGCAGUGUCCAAUAUUUGGUGGCAUAAAUGUCAAAACGACCUAUUAAACAAUGUCAUCGUUACUUCUGCUAUUGUAAAAUCUCCUUAAGGUUAGGUACGUCAAGACCCAAAUAUAACCUCAGCGUUUGUGAGAGCAAGGUUUCGGUUUAAUUCAACGAUCAUGCAUCAGAAUAGGGUCAUCAUGAAAAAACUAUUACCAAGAAGCAACGUAUAGCAAAGGCAAUGCAGGCUGCUAGAAUUCUGUAGGUACUGCAAGGCCUAAAAGAACCACUAUGACAGAACUGAAGUACGCUGCCUUGACUUUGCUUACUCCUUAGCUUUCCAAGAAAGCUGGCUACUAACUGGUUUAAAUGUUCAAGAUGAAAAUACAUCAAUGAAACUGAAUUUUAAAUCCUGAAUGGGUACUUGUGCUGGUUGGGCAUUAAAAACUGAUGCCAGCACCUUUAAAGCUUGUUAAUGCUCCAGACAUUGCUAAAGUUGAAGACAGGUAAUGAUUUUUCAUGUGAUGGGCACAUGUUUCAUUCUAGCUCAAGUGGACCAAAUUCUGAAGUGUGUCCAAUUGUGGUUGAUGAUACAUAAACCUCAUUGUGAUGGAAAAAAGGGUUCCAGGAUGUGUGUGGGGUAUCUCCUGUAGCAGAGACGGUAGGAGCUGGAGAGCGUAUUUCACAUGGAAUGCCACCGCUACUCCCCCAUAACAGAAAUAGAACUGACAUUGUGACACGUGACUUGUAGCUUAUUGUCAGAUAUUGUGACUCAACGUACACGUCUUCUUGCUCAGAGCAUUGUUAGGUUCAUGGAGCCUGACAAUGGUAGCAAAUGAGGGGCUAGCUAUUUAACAUCUUGUUUCAUACUGUGCACACAUGUCUAAGCACUUGGAUCUAGUGAUUCAAGUGCUUAGACAUGUGUAUAACACCCAUUAUUGCAUGCUAUAAACAGAAUUAUCUUAAUUGGCAAUACAGCCGUGACAGUGCAAUUACAAGCAAUGUUUCUGUACCUAGGGGCAAUGCAAGCACACAGGCAGCUACAAUGGUAAGAGCCAUUAGCAGUAUUGCACCACAUGUGGCAAUACAUUUUGACAUAGCAAUGGUAUAACAAUAGGAUGGUGGUACAAUAUCAGUGACACAUUUGUUCCAUAUCCAUUGUGUUACUAUUGCUGGUAAUAGCUGAAUAGUUCUUCAGCAUUAUAACGGUAUCACAAUCAUGAUUUUGUUUGAAAGUAAUAAUACAAAUGCAUUGCAAUCAGAAGUAAUUCUAUAGUCAAUGCUGCGUUGCUAAAUUCAUGUUUUCUUUUGCAUGCAAAUAAACAAGAACGUUGUUUUCUUAUUUUUUUUUUUAUUUUGCAAGGCUUAUACAUAUGGCACAGAUAGCAAGUGUAUUUUCAGACAGGAGAAAGUGGAGAGAGAAUCUGUUAAUGUACAUUAAUUCUACCUUUGCGAAUAUCUGUGCCACAUCUAUUAUUAACAACUGUUUAAGUAUUGAUGUAUUGUUUCUGCCAACCCAAGAAUAGUGUAGUCUACCGAAUACGUAGAUGAUCACAAACAUACCAAAAUUCAGAAGAAAAAAUAAUGGCAUUGAAUUUGCUAACAAACAUAAAAUACUAGUUGUUUGUUAAUAUGGCUACAAUAUAUGUAUUUUUUUAAUUUGUAUUUUUUUAUUUUUAUAUUUAUAAAUAUGCAUGUAUUUAUGGUGCUUUUUUAAUGAUGUUUGUUCAUAAGCCUUACUUUAUUAAGUUGCCAUCAAUAAUAAUAAUAAUAAUAAUAAUAAUAGUAAUAAUAAUAAUAAUAAUAAUAAUAAUAAUAAUAAUAAUAAUAAUAAUAAAAACUUCAAUUGGACUUGGGUUUGUGUUAUUCCAUGUACAGGGAUUUACAGAAAUAUGUGUUUCAUAUGCAGUUUGAUGCUAUAAUGGCAUGCAUUGAUUUGUCUCACACAGGGAUGUCCCACUUGCAGUUUAAGAUGUGAUCAUCCAAUCGUGACGAAACUUGGUUCUUCCGAGUAUGAGAAUCAAACUCGUUACGACUAACUUAUUUCUGGCUUGUGAUUGGUUAUAGUAAAUCUAUGGUCCUUAUUCAUUAAGCAUUAGCGUGCAAUAAAAUCCACACGAUUUCAAUGUAAAUACUUGCAAAGCUUCAUGAAUAAGGCCCUAACCUAUAUCUUGAAAACAGCUUGCCAGUAAAUGAAUUUAAUAUACUAAUAUCUAUAUCUAUGCCCAAUUUUAUUUUGUUUUCGGUUUGAGUCACUCAAUAUAAUUAGUUAUCUGGGGCCAGUCUUUCUGUAAACUCAGUGCUGGUGUCUUCAGAAAGAGUGAGUAUAUUUAAAAGCUAUUUCUGAUGUGAUAAAUGAGUAUUCUCCGAUGCAAUGACCUUGUAAUAACUGUCGUUUUGUUAAGCUGCGUAACUGUCCCUGGGGUUACUAGAUCCAACCACAAGCCAGAGUCACAAUGCCAUUAGUAUCUUCUGAAUAAAGCUUUGCAUUCACUUUUGAUGCUGUUUAUAGCUGCAUUACUUAAACUGCAUUUCUUGAUCCCCUAACAGUUUAUUUCAAAUGUUCUUGUUAGAUCGACCAUGCCAUACUAAUGAUGUAUCUCGCGUUCUUCCACUGUACUAAAAGAAACGGAAGUUAUACAAUUCUGUUGACACAAAACAAUAAAGCAUUUCAUUUGCUUUGUAGGUUUGCUAAAUAUGUCUGGACUGUGAUGCAUGCGUUUGGAUUCCAGGGGGAGGGUUAUGUGCCCUACAUUCCUCAGUCUAUGCCCUGCAUAAUUAAUGCAGAAGGUGCAGGGUGGCACAGUUGGUUAGGCUGCUAGCUGCUUUAAGCAGCUUACUCUAAGGGUUCUGCAAAACAAGACAGCUCUUCAAACUACAAUGGUCAUGAACAUCUACUUCAGUGCACAGCUUCAAUAAAACGUCUUAUAGUGUGAUGCUACUUUUUGUGGUAUACAACACAGUAGGUUUUAAAAUUGCACCACCCAGAGGACAAAAUACAAUUGCAAUAACAAUUGUUUUUUUUUUCUCCCCAUAGGACAGAUACUGUAGUAUCUUUUGUGCAGAAGGUGGAAAAUGGCCUUCACAGUAAAGCAAAGCACAGUAAAGAAUUGUAUGCAAAAUCAUUUUCAUUCACAUUUAUGCUAGGAUGGUAUAUAUUCUAUCACACACAGUAUGAAGGCUUUAAAUAUACAAGACUACCUACAUUUUGAAGAUUUCAUUCAUUUUCUUAGGCUUUCAAAACCACUGAACCAAUAUAAAGCGCAUUUGAUCAUUGACUAGUCAUUAAAAUGACUCAAACUUAACUGUAGUGUCAAAUAUUAAUUACAUUACUGCCACAGGUCAAACUAAUAAAAUAAAUAAAUAAACCAGUGCAAGAAAAAUCGCAUAAUCGUGUAACCCUUGUAGCUGUUCUUGUUUAAAAUUAAACUAAAAAAAAAUACUGCUACAAUACUGGCAGUAUUCAAGCGACCGCACCCUAAACAAUUAACUGGCUAACACCCACAGUCUUAGUGAUAUCUUAACAUAACAUACUCAUCCCUGUUACACCUGAAUACCAUGAUCCUAUACAAAACAGCAAGUCCUGAACCAUGUUUAAUUUGUACAAUAAAUAUACACUGUUUUAUUAUUUUAUAAAUCAUCAUUGUUACAGUUAGGUUAGAAUUUUGUAUAGAAAAGCCUGUCAGGUUAUGUUAUAGAGAACAUGUUUGUACAAUCAGCCCGUUAUCAAAACUAGUUUAAUGCCAAGUAAACAAUUAAAAUAUAUAUUUAAAAAACACAACAUGCCACAGGCAUUUCAAAAGGAAAUGAAGACAGCUCACGAUUGUUGUAAUCAGUUUGUUCUGUAUUUUUAAUCACUUCAAUAAAACAACAUUUUUACAAAAGCUUAAGCAAUUAUGUACCGAUUUUAAUGGA